AUGAGUAUCAUUUCUAAUUUUCUUUCUUUUCUCUUUGUAUUCAUUUUUAAUUUUCAAGAUGUACUUUCAGCUCCUACGAGACAGUUGUGUCAUCCCGAACAAAGGGAUGCACUUCUCGAGUUCAAGAACGAGUUCGAGAUUGGCGAACCUUCUUAUGGUUGUUAUAGUGAUGUCAAACCAAAGACGGAGUCAUGGGUGGUGAAUAACAGCGACUGUUGUUAUUGGGACGGUGUCAAGUGUGAUGCCAAAUCCGGGAAAGUGAUCGAGCUAGACCUUACAUGCAGCCGCCUCCAUGGCCGAUUUCAUUCUAACAGUAAGAUUUUCAUGGUUCAAAGCCUUCGUUCUCUUGACCUUUCAGUUAAUGAUCUCAGAGGUCAAAUUCCUUUUUCGAUUGGAAACCUUUCGCAGCUCACCUUUCUCAGCCUCAGUGGUAAUAACUUUGAUGGUGAAAUCCCAUCUUCGCUUGGAAAUGUUUCGUAUCUCACUGAUCUCAAACUCUAUAAUAACUAUUUGGAUGGUGAAAUCCCAUCUUCUUUUGGUAAUUUGAACAACUUGGCCACUCUAGAUGUUAGGUCCAAUAGGCUUAGUGGUAGUUUCCCUCUUGCACUACUAAAUCUCACAAAACUGUCAUUUUUAUCGCUCUCCCAUAAUCAGUUAACAGGCGCACUUCCUUCUUCCCUCCUCACCCUUCCUUCUUUGGAAUUUAUUCGUUUGGGAAGUAACAACCUCAACGGCACACUUGAAUUUGGGAAUAUAUCUUCAUCAUCUAAGCUAGGAGGCUUAUUCCUUGGCAAUAACAACUUCAGAGGGUCAAUUCCCAUAUCCAUUUCCAAGUUAGCCAACCUUGAGGGACUUGAUCUUUCUUAUUUAAACACCCAAGGCUCAGUUGACUUGAGCAUCUUUUCGCAUCUCAAGUCGCUCCAGUAUCUUGACACAUCCUAUUUGAACACAACCACUACGAUUGACUUGAAUGCAUUCUUAUCAGUUCUCAAGAGGCUCAGUCAUUUGGAUCUCUCAGGCAACCGUGUUUCAGCCACUAACAAGAACUCAUUUUCAAAUCCUCCAUCGCAGUUGAUAGAGCGAUUAUUCUUGUCAGGAUGCGGUAUCAUUGUGUUUCCGGAGUUUCUAAGAACUGUACUGCAAAUACAGGUUCUCGACAUUUCCAACAACAAAGUGAAAGGUCAAGUGCCUGGCUGGCUACAAGUUUUGGUCCUCCACUCUAACGAGUUUCAUGGGAUAUUACAGUAUCAUCCCAAGGUUGCUAUUUGGUUUCCUCAGUUGCGAAUCAUUGACAUAUCACAUAAUUUAUUCACUGGAACCUUACCAUCUGAUUUCUCCAUGUACUGGAGUGCGAUGUCCUCAGAGGGAGAUCGUUCAGAACUGAAGUACAUUGGAGAUAAUACAUAUUAUCGAGACUCGUUGGUUUUGAUGAAUAAAGGAGUAGAGCUGGCUUACACGAGGAUCCAUACACUCUUAGCUGCUAUUGAUAUUUCAGGAAAUAAACUCCGAGGAGAGAUCCCUAAAUCUAUUGGUCUACUUAAGAAUCUUAUUGUGCUCAAUCUAUCUAGCAAUGGUUUUAGUGGCAACAUCCAUUCAUAUUUGGCGAAUCUGACUAAGCUCGAGUCUCUAGACUUAUCGCAUAACAAGCUUUCAGGCCAAAUCCCACCUGCUCUCGGAGUCCUCACAAGUCUAUCUAAGAUUGUGGUUUCCCACAACCAGCUCAUUGGUCCGAUACCUCAAGGGACACAGUUUCAGACGCAAGAUGCUUCGUCUUUUGAAGAUAACCUUGGACUUUGUGGUCGUCCUCUUAGUAACAAGUGCAGAGACAAAGGCAGAGAGAAACCACAAGAAUCAGAGGAAGAAGAAGAAGAAGAAUUAUUUAGCUGGACUGCAGCUGCCAUAGCCUUAACACCUGGAGUCAUCAUCGGAUUCACAAUUGGGCACAUAGUGAUUACACAAAAGCCUCAUUUGCUCGUCAAGAUUUUUGGCGUUACGAGUGUAACCCUUGGGAUUGUUACUAAAUGGUGCGUUUAG
Messenger RNA from Microthlaspi erraticum, 2034 nucleotides. NCBI's taxonomy places the organism in Eukaryota, Viridiplantae, Streptophyta, Magnoliopsida, Brassicales, Brassicaceae. The record is from the annotation of a GenBank genome assembly.